Messenger RNA from Branchiostoma belcheri (Belcher's lancelet), 1572 nucleotides. Its product is annotated as UDP-glucuronosyltransferase 2B4-like. The record is from RefSeq and is a predicted model, not a curated record. Lineage: Eukaryota; Metazoa; Chordata; Leptocardii; Amphioxiformes; Branchiostomatidae. Gene Ontology annotation, molecular function: UDP-glycosyltransferase activity. Bases 1 to 1572 code for a protein of 523 amino acids. The transcript is spliced from 7 exons.
AUGAAUAGUUUCUACCUGUUCCUGGCGGUUGCCGCCAUCUUGUCUCAAAAUGCCCGAUCUGCCGACAUCCUUGUCGCGACAUUAACGUUCGGUAGUCCCUGGAUCGACGUGGCGAAGAUUGCCGAAGUCCUGGCUUCCCGAGGACAUGACGUCACCGUGUUGGCCCAUGCUAGUCAAAAGAGCGACCUCAUGCGGAAAUGGUCAACCUUGCAAUACGAAACGUUUGGAGAUCCAGAAAAACCACCGUCGGUUAAGGAAUUUCUAGAAACUUUGCCUCGAAAGAUGGCAUUUUCUUCAUCUGAUGUCUCAGGCUUCCUGGCCUAUCUCAACACCUCGACGUUUGCUCUGCUUGACUUUACUGAAGAGACGCUGAGCGACACUCAACUACUGAGGAAACUGAAGGACAGUCACUAUGACGUUGUCCUGACGUACGCUGGUCCCUCCUGUGGGCCGCUCGUGGCGCAGUACCUGGACCUGCCGCUAGUCUGCACAAUGAGGUCUUUCCCUAUGGGACAAGACAUCCGAGCCACUGGAUGCCCAAAUCCUCUAGCUUACAUCCCCACAGUGUCGUCAGGACUGUCUGAUAGGAUGACAUUCCUGCAGAGGGUCAAGAACGUCUUGGUUUACUUCGCAUUUUCUACCAUGUCACAGCUUUUCUUCGAGAAGAGUUACGACGACAUCGCAAAACGAACUAUUGGCGACAACUUCACCAUCUCUUCUGCUCUUGCAAGAACGGAAGUGUGGCUCUACCAAUCAGAUCUCAUGUUCGACUUCCCGAAACCCAUGAUGCCAAAUAUGGUCAGCAUAGCAGGUCACGUGGCUCAGGACAUCAACCCGCUUAGUGAGGAUCUGGAGAAGUUAGUGCAGAGUUCUGGAGAUGACGGUGUUGUGUUGGUAACUUUCGGCUCCAUGGUGGCGACCAUGCCCGCAGAGAUAGCCGACAUGCUGGCCGCUGCUUUCGCCCGUCUGCCGCAGAAGGUGGUGUGGCGCUACACCGGAACACCUCCGUCAAGUCUGGGUACCAACACCAGGACCAUGGAGUGGGUGCCACAAAACGAUCUACUAGCUCAUCCCAAGACGAAGGCAUUCGUAUCACACUGUGGUUACAACGGAGUAGCAGAGGCCAUGUACCACGGGGUGCCGCUGGUCGGCAUGCCUCUGUUCAGUGACCAACACGACAACAUUGCCCGGAUGGUGGCCCGCGGGAUGGCGGUGUCACUGGACAUCCACACCGUGACUUCGGAGGAGGUUUACCAGGCUAUCACUACCGUUAUUUCAAAUCCUGUGUACAAGGAGAAUGCCAACAAGGUUUCCUCACAUCUUCGUGACCAACCACAGUCGCCCAUGGAGCGGGCAGUCUGGUGGAUAGAACACGUCAUCAAACAUGGCGGCCUCCCGCAUCUCAGGUCGAGGGCAGCCGAACUUCCCUUCUACCAGUACUAUCUGUUGGAUGUCACUGCUCUGAUUGUGGCAGUUCUAUCUGCCGUGUUGUUGUCUUGUUGGAAGUGCUGUUCGUUUGCAUGCGUUGUCUGCAAGCGCAGCAAGAAAAACGCCAAACUGAAAAGCAAGUGA